Molecule: messenger RNA, 900 nt
Organism: Abrus precatorius (Indian licorice)
Lineage: Eukaryota; Viridiplantae; Streptophyta; Magnoliopsida; Fabales; Fabaceae
Product: 14 kDa zinc-binding protein-like
Exons: 5
Coding region: 166-636 (156 amino acids)
Biological process (GO): purine ribonucleotide metabolic process; sulfur compound metabolic process
Cellular component (GO): cytoplasm
Molecular function (GO): adenylylsulfatase activity
Source: RefSeq, a predicted model, not a curated record
UUGGACAAGUGUCCCAACAAAAUGUCAUUAUACAACACAAAUCUAAGCUUCAGAAUUAUAACCCAAUAGCCAUUUGGACAUUAGAUACAGCUACAAGGGCUUAUUGAAUUUGGGGCUUCCCAUCCCAAUUAAGCAUUUUUUUUUUAUAAUUAAUUUUAUGAACGAAUGAAUGGCAACAACAAUUUAAAUCAAAGAAUCGUUGUGUUGGCAUCACACUUCACUGGUUCUUCUUUCGGUUCCAUGGCUUCAGAGAAAGAAGCUGCUCUUGCUGCCACUCCCUCUGAUGCUGAUGCUCCCACCAUAUUUGACAAGAUUAUAAACAAGGAGAUUCCUUCUACUGUGGUUUACGAGGAUGAUAAGGUGCUUGCCUUUAGGGACAUAACUCCUCAAGCUCCUACACAUAUUCUAAUCAUUCCUAAAGUCAAAGAUGGGUUAACUGGUCUGUCCAAGGCUGAGGAGAGGCACUGCGAAAUUCUGGGCCGCCUUCUUUACACUGCUAAGUUGGUUGCAAAGCAAGAAGGUCUUGAUGAUGGCUUCAGGAUUGUGAUCAAUGAUGGGCCAAAGGGAUGUCAAUCAGUUUACCACAUUCAUGUGCACCUCCUUGGGGGACGACAAAUGAACUGGCCACCUGGCUAAGAUGUGGGAAAGGAUUCAUAGUGAACCAUGUGCAGUAAUAUCCUGGUUGUGCUCUCUUUCAAUAAUGGUUUAAGACAACUAAUAAGUUGCUACGUUGUACUUGAAUUGAUAUAUGAUCAAGUUAGAUAACCAGUGUUGGAUAUGUUUAAACACACAUGAAUUUAAGCUACUGCUUAGUUCCAUAGUCGUUUUCUAGAUUCUGAUUUUUAAUGAUGGCAUUCCUUUAUACUAUGGUUUAAAUUGCUCCUCUAACAUUAGAGGCAU